AUGUAUCUACAGCACAAGGAACUCAGCAAUAGAAGGCUCUUCCGGGGGCUUUUGCAGGCAGCCAACAUCCCUCUGGUGUCAGAACUAGCCAUUGAUGACAUCCAUUUUGAUGACUUUUCCCUUGAUGUUGACGCCAUGAUCACAGCUGCUCUCCGGAUGUUCAUGGAGCUGGGGAUGGUUCAGAAAUUUAAAAUUGACUAUGAGACCCUGUGCAGGUGGCUUCUGACCGUAAGGAAGAACUACCGAAUGGUUCUCUACCACAACUGGAGACACGCCUUCAACGUGUGCCAGCUGAUGUUUGCCAUGCUCACCGUAUCAAGGACAGAGGUGGUCUUUUAUAACAAGCCCCCAGGGAAGCGCUCAUUUGGCAGCAGUGAUGGGGUCAUGCUGCACCCACAGGUCACCCCUGCCCCUGGCACUGACUUGCCAUUGUCCCCUUCUUCCCAGACUGCUGGGUUUCAAGAGAUUCUGACGGAGGUGGAAAUUUUAGCGGUGAUUGUGGGAUGCCUGUGUCAUGACCUCGACCACAGGGGAACCAACAACGCCUUCCAAGCUAAAAGUGACUCUGCACUGGCCCAGCUCUACGGGACUUCGGCAACCUUGGAGCAUCAUCAUUUUAACCAUGCGGUGAUGAUCCUUCAGAGUGAGGGACACAACAUUUUUGCUAAUUUGUCCUCCAAGGAAUACAGUGACCUCAUGCAGCUUCUGAAGCAGUCGAUACUAGCCACAGACCUCACGCUGUACUUUGAGAGGAGAACUGAGUUCUUUGAGCUUGUCAGUAAAGGAGACUACGAUUGGAACAUCAAAAGUCACCGUGAUGUGUUUCGAUCGAUGUUAAUGACAGCCUGUGACCUUGGAGCCGUGACCAAACCAUGGGAGAUCUCCAGACAGGUGGCUGAACUUGUAACCAGCGAGUUCUUUGAACAAGGAGAUCGGGAGAGGUCCGAACUCAAACUCACUCCCUCAGCUAUUUUUGACCGGAACCGGAAAGACGAACUGCCCCGCUUGCAAUUGGAAUGGAUUGAUAGCAUCUGCAUGCCUCUAUAUCAGGCCUUGGUGAAGGUCAACGCCAAACUGAAGCCCAUGCUAGAUUUAGUGGCUGCCAACCGAAGGAAGUGGGAGGAGUUACAUCACAAAAGACUGCAGGUCUCUGCUGCCUCCCCGACCCCGACCCCCUCGAGUCUCAUGGCAGCAGGCGGAGACAGAUUGUAAAUCACCCAGAGCCUCGUGCCACCCUGUGACCUGGAGGGUCCUCUGCAGCCUGAAGGAUCGGUUUCAGCAACCGCAUCAACCUUUUCUUUCAGCUCAGAUAGUCCUAAAGUGUAGACGGGGCCAGGAAGCACACCCGAAAGUGUGCUUGGCAGCAGAGCAAUGGAAGGGUGAAGGACAGAGUCGGGCAGAGAACUUGACCCUCGACUUUCCGUGGUGAACACACACGGAUGGAUUUGGAUGCCUGAGGGCUGAUAGCCUCACUUGUUCUGAGUUGAGGACACCGAGGCAAAAGUGUCACUAACGCUGCUUCAUGUAUUGCACUUUUCUGUUAGAAGCACUUCCCUGUUUUGCAGCCAGCCUCCCCUGGAGCAGGCCUUUGCACCAGACUCUCCUGAUUUGCAUCUUAGGUGUUUUAUUUCUAAUCCGACUGUUUCUUAGUGAUGCACCAGACCCUUGGUCUCAUUUACCUGUUAGAUGAGCCUCCCCUCCUUAUGAGCACCAGCUAACCCCAAUCUUCCCAAAGGGUCCCUAAUAGGAGUGUGUUUGUCUAAUUGGUGUUACACGGGAUCUGUAACUCUGCAGUGAGAUCACAGUUGACUUCUUCAGUUUUUUUUUAAUUCCGCCUUCAUUGUAGACCAGGCCUUUUCCUGGGAGGAAUGGAUUAAUAAUUUUAUGAAAGCAAAGAUGAAGUGGAAUCUACAGUCACAUGCACCACAAGUAGCGUGUGAACACCGGAACUGCUUCCAACAGAGAGGGGCGGAUUUCACGGGUGCAGAGGAGCCCUGAGACCGAGCACGAAUUAGCUUGGGGUGAAAAAGGUUGGGGAUAACAUUUAAGGUACCUCAAUUUUACUUUUUUCCUUAAGUGAAAAAAAAGAAUAUUCUAGAAAGACCAGGAGAUAACAUCUAUACAACAUAUAUCCUAUAGGAAGUCAGGUCUACAGGUAAAAAAACUGUUUUAAAUAGAUGUGACUAGGAAGGUGCUUUGAUGCUGAUUUCACCUGAGACACUAUGGACAGGGUUCAUCUUAACCAAAAAACACUGGGCUUGCUGUCCUUCCCGUUACAUCAUUAGCUGAGUGACUUUGGACAGGUCACUACAUUUCUCUGCUUCCCAAAUUGUCAAGUGGAUUACACUAGGAACUUAUUUGCAGAAACCUUAGCGUUAAAAUCCUCUGUCUAAACAAACUUUCAAGGACUCCCCAGGACACAAGAUAGAUGAAAGCUGAGAUCUUCUGUUUGAAGCACGUCUUGGGAGUCUAGAACCCACAGGUCUUAGAGGGUCCAGAGCCCACACAAAUGGUCAUCUCUUUGUUCACAUACAUGGUACCCCAAGAGAGCCUCUGAGAACUAUGAAAAUCCCUGGGAGAUGUGAAACAUGAAUGUCAGCCCAGCUCUGAACAAUAACACUUACAAAACAGCUUUUCUUACUUUUACUGAUCAGUAUCGGUUAUUUGCUUUACUCAAAUCCAAAAGGAAUGGUAUUUGAAGAUGGGGGGAUAAAAUGAAGGUACCAAAACAGGAGUGGGGUGGGCUGGCAAUCAACAUGAGGAAGGCAGCUUUGUUAUGGCAAGAGACCUAAAAAAAAAAAUUAUAAACUAGGGGAAGGGUUAGGCUAGAAGAAGAUAGGGGCUAAGGCAGAUGGUUAAGACAAUGGCUAAGGAGAGGUGAAAAUCAAUCCAAACAAAGAAAAAAAGGCAAUUACAGUACCCCAAAAAAUGAGGGUGCAGAAUCAUGCCAUCAACUGAACAGGAAGGAGACACAAUUACAGGGGAGAAAGAAGCUUGACAACGGAGAGAAGGAAGGGGUGAGUGCACUAAGAAAUAACGUUGCUAGCUGCCCUUUACAGCUGUGUCUGCAGGGAAGGCUGCAGAGACUUGGAGAAGGGGGGUGUGAGUACAGAAAAAAAAAAAUUGCCUCUGCAGAGCAGGUAAGAGGAGGCUUGCAGAUUUAUGGAUUUUAUUAAGCCAGUUUUCUGAAUCACUCUGCUAUAAAGGAAAAUAGCUUCUGCAGAGCUGUCUCCUUCCUUCAGGUGAGGAACAAAGGAUGGGUGGGGUUAGGAACAGACCCCGGUCUGCAAAAUCAUUGUGUGUCUGCAGCUCGGAAGCACUGCAGGUGUCCCUGCCUCACCACAUCUUGUUUAUGUCCCAGAUGAGAAUCCGUCCAUAUGAGGCUGCAGUGAGCCCACAUCUGUUACCCUUCCUAACAAUAAAUAAAUAACAAGAAAAACGAUGCCAGUCCAUGUAAAGCAAAAAUUUUCAAGUGUGUGCUUUAUGACAAAACUGGACCCAGUGUCUUCCAGAGACUGCAGGCAGCAAUGAGACAGCAGCUCCCCUUUGCCCUGAAUGUUGAUGCUACACAGUGCUAAGGGGGGACAUAAUUUAUAGCACAGACCCUACGGCUUCCACUAAGGUUGAGUUUUCCUCUCAUCUUCUUGCCUUUUUAUUGGCUUCACUGCAUGGUUGCCAAUAGCAACAUCUAUUGGUAGCAAAGGGAGUUCAACACCAUUGCAAUCUGCCAGACAGGGGAGCCCUGACAAUGUCAACCAUCCAUCAAAUAGCUGUUUGUAAUUGCCUCCAUCUAUUUCUCCUGUCUCAAGGUAUCUUUCCUAUUGUGGGUCAAGAUUCAGAAACUGCUGACUAAUGCCCUGGGUCUGUUCCUCCAUGACUAUGGAGAAGUGGGAGAGAUUGUGGUAGCCCUCCUGAUGCCAAACCCUAAAGGUCAGAGGUUAGAAUUCUGGGACAUGAAGGUAUAUUUAAAGCCCUUGUAAAACAAGUUCUUUCUCAUGAAUGUGAGUUAUGUGCAAUCCAAUCCUAGUCUAGCUUUCCAAAGCACAGAAUGAGAAACUUCCCAAUCCUUAUUUUUCAUUGUUGUUUCCUGCUGGAGAAAGGCAGGAAGUGUGAGCCCUCUACAAAGGGAUAAAAGAAAAACACUCAAGCCGAUAAGAUUGUCUGCUUCCUCGGGUCUCUUGGCAUGAUCAGCAGAGAUGACACCAUCUUACUUUUGUAUGAGAUGUAUUUUUUCAGAAAUUGUAUCUAUUCAUAUUAGUGAGUAUAUAAUAUGUGCACAACCUACAACACAGCUGGUGAUGCUGGUGAGUGAGUGCAGCUUGGCAGACCACCAAGUACACAGGAGACCAGGACUCCAUCCUCGGCAAUGGACCUACCAUCUUGGGACUCUGAAGGCUUCAGGUUUCUAUCUGUUAAAUAAAAAGCCCCAACUUUCCUUCCGUUUCUGCAUCAAAGGACCAAGCUAUGCUUUGCUUUUGGAACUUCAUCUAGAUAAUUUUCUUCUUUCUGCUUCUCAAAUAAAACAUAAGCAAACCUUAUGAGAGAGUCGUCUUCAUCCUGAAGACAGAGUAAACAUUUACAUAUAGAGAGAGCAGACACAAAACAACCUUCCCACAAAGUGUCUGAGCCAGCUUCUAAUGAAUGUGAAAGAUGCUGUCAUCAACACCUGCUUGUGUGUAUUCUCUGAUGUCGAAAAGAACAGCUUCAGAUUAUCUCAUAUCGUCGAAUCCCAUAUGGGAAUCAUUAGUUCAGAAGUGAAUUUAUAAAAACAAGCCAAGAAAAGUAAAAAUUGCACAUGACUUUUCUGUUUCUGAAACCUGGAGGUCUACCUGCUUUCAGGUACUUUAGGUUUGUAAAUAUCUUGGAAUUAAAAUGAUCUUAGCAUUUUUUUUAUUCGUGCAGUAACAGUAGUAUGUUUCUGGAAUUCAGUUGCCUUUUCUGCAUAUCAAAAUUUAGCAUACUUUAGUAACUUAAGUCAUUAGACUGGCUUUACUCAAUUUACUUUGCAAUACAAUUGUUUUUAAACCCAUUUCUCCCACUGAAGCUUGUGAGUUACAGAAAGACCAAAAAAAAAAAAAAAAUACAAUUGUAACCUCCAGUAAUAGGAACAAUUCCUCUCAAGUGCAGCAAGUGACACAUUGUCUGUGUCACCCCCCUUUGCCCCAGCUAGUGAUUUUAGGUUGUACAUACUUUGAUUUUGAAUGUCUUUGCAUGUUUAUGCAUCUCUCAGCAGCACUAAAGGCAAAUGUUCAUCUAUGUAUCAAUCUAUAACAACCAAUGUUAUUGAAUGUAUACACUGGUGCAGAAAUGUUUGUUUUAUUAAGUAAGUGAACUACUUGCUGCGAAAAAGAAAAGUAUCUUCUUUGAGACUA
This is a messenger RNA of Cricetulus griseus (Chinese hamster), 5372 nucleotides long. NCBI's taxonomy places the organism in Eukaryota, Metazoa, Chordata, Mammalia, Rodentia, Cricetidae. The record is from RefSeq and is a predicted model, not a curated record.